UCUAUUUUCUUGGCAGUCUCUUGUGAGCAUAAUAUCUUAAUUGUAUUUUACACUUCACAUAGUACAUUUUGAUAAUUGCUCUUAAUCGUUGGUUAGAUGCAUUUGCAUGUUUAAUUUCCUUCCAGAUACAGGUUGUUUUCAGCCACAAGAACAUCAAUAAAUAACAAAGGCACGAUACCAUGACUGGAACAAUACACAAAUAACCCAUACAUGGAAGAGGAGGUUAAGAUGACUGAUGUGUGAAUUGUAAAUGGUCCAAGACGGACUGAAACGUCAUCAUAAGCUUCCCUCUCCUAUGUCUGGGUUAUUUGUUUACCAAGGACAUCACUUGCUCCCAGAUUUUAAAUGAUAGCUUAUUUAAGCUACCCAAGGUGCUAGUUUUGAUAGUUCUGCCUGCAGAUUGUUCCACUCUCCUAAACUACAUACAGCCUCUCUGCUUAAUGACCGAGUUCCAUUCCUAAGACCACGCCGGUACGAAUUCCUCGUUAAGUGAGGAGCAUACUAUAAUGAUAGUGAGUUUUUGUCGACUAUCUUUGAUAUUGUUGUAAUGUCACCUUUGCACCAUUUAUAAAAUUUUUAAAUGUUUAUAUAGUAGUGUACUGUAUAUUGUAAUACAGAAUAUAGGAAAUCAGAUCUAAUAUGUGUAUUUACUCAUUUUAGUGCUUGCAAGUGCUAAAUAAGCUACCAUGGCUCCAAAGAAAGUGGCGUAUGUGUGGGCAAACUGACCAGGAUGUAUAACAAAUCCCGUACAACCAUAUCUUCCAUCACAGGCAAGAAAAAGGAAAUCAAGGAAGCUUUUGUUGCAAAGGGGGUAAAUAUGCUGACAAAAAUGAGAUCACCAGUACUCGAAGAUGUUGAGAAGUUAUUAUUGGUGUGGAUAAACGAGAAACAAUUAGCAGGAGAUAGUCUUAUGACUUCACUUGUUUGUGAAAAGGCUAGGCAGUUGCAUGACGAAUUGGUAAAGAAAUUGCCUGCAACUAGUGAUGUGAGUGAAUUUAAGGCCAGCAAAGUCUGGUUUGAGAGAUUUAAGAAGCGUACUGACAUACACGGUGUGAUAAGGCAUGGUGAGGCUGCUAGUUCGGACCAAAAAGUGGCUGAAAAAUGUGUGCAGGAAUUCAAGGAGUACAUAGAGGCUGAAGGACUGAAACCUGAACAAGUGUUCAGUUGUGACGAAACAGGCCUCUUUUGGAAGAAAAUGCCAAAGAGGACCUACAUUACUCAGGAAGAAAAGGCACUGCCAGGACACAAGCCAAUGAAAGACAGGCUGACACUCAUGUUCUGUGCUAAUGCUAGUGGGGAUUUCAAAGUGAAGCCGUUACUAGUGUACCAUUCUGAAAAUCCCAAAGUGUUCAAGAAAAACAAUGUUAUGAAGAGUAAAUUGUGUGUGUUUUGGAGAUCUAAUAAUAAGGCAUGGGUCACGAGGGACAUUUUCGUCGAAUGGUUCAUUGAAGUGUUUGGCCCUAGUGUGAAGAAUUACCUCCUGGAAAAGAAAUUGGAUCUCAAGUGCCUGCUAGUAAUGGACAAUGCACCUUCUCAUCCUCCAAACUUGGAUGACCUAAUUUUGGAGGAGUUUGGGUUCAUCACAGUAAAGUUCUUGCCCCCAAAUACCACUCCUUUCCUCCAGCCCAUGGAUCAGCAGGUUAUUUCAAACUUUAAAAAACUCUACACCAAAGCAAUGUUUGAAAGGUGCUUUAAUGUGACCUCAGACACUCGCUUGACCCUAAGAGAUUUUUGGAAAGAACACUUCAGUAUUCUCCAUUGAAUAAGCCUUAUAGGUAAGGCUUGGAUGGAGUGACUACCAGGACUUUGAACUCUGCUUGGAGAAAAUUGUGGCCAGAUUGUAUCCACAAGAGGAAUUUUGAAGGGUUUGAAGCAGCCCCUGAUGAGCCUAUGUCAGUUGUGAACUCCAUUGUGGCACUGGGGAGUUCCAUGGGGUUGGAAGUGAGUUUGGAGGAUGUGGAAGAGUUGGUGGAGGACCACAACGAAGAGCUAACCACUGAGGAGCUGCAAGAGCUUCAGCAGGAACAGCAACAGAUCACAGCUCAGAAUCUUACUGCAGAGGAGGAGGAAGAGAGAUGGAACAAGGUGCCUUCUUCAGAAAUUAAGGAGGUUUUUGGAAUGUGGGGUAGGAUGGAAAGAUUUAUAGAGAAAAAUCACCCUGACAAGGCUGUUGCAAGCCAUGUUGGCAACAUGUACAGUGACAGUCUUGGCCCAUUUUAGGGAAGGUUUAAAGACACCAGGAACAGACCUCUCUGGACAGUUUUUUUGUGAGACAGGACUCCAGUGACUCUCGAGCUGGUCCUAGUGGCAUUAAGAAACAGAGAAGAGAAGUAACCCCAGAAAAGCACUUGGUACCUGAGGUGUUGAUGGAAGGGAAUUCCCCUUCCAAACAGUAGUUCAAUCUCUCCUCCUCCUCCAUUCAUCAUGUGCCACUGUAUUUAUGUACUACAUCUAUAUUUCAUGUAAAAAAUUUUUUUUUUUUGUUACAAUACUUCUGGGUGUCAGGAAUGGAUUAAUUGUAUUUACCUUAUUUCUUAUGGGGAAAAUUGAUUCGAAAAUAGUCUUUAGAUAAUAGUCCCACUUCUAGGAACCGAUUAUGGACGAUAAUUGAGGGACCACUGUACGUACAUUAUUUAGGUAUGCAUACUGCACCUGGAAAAUCCUAGAGGGACUAGUACCGAACUUGCACACGAAAAUCACUCGCUACGAAAGCAAAAGAUUUGGCAGACGAUGCACCAUCUCGCCAAUGAAAAGCAGGGGUGUCACUAGCACGUUAAGAGACCAUACAAUAAGUGUCAGAGGCCCGAGACUGUUCAACUGCCUCCCAGCACACAUAAGGGGGAUUACCAACAGACCCCUGGCAGUCUUCAAGCUGGCACUGGACAAGCACCUAAAGACAGUUCCUGAUCAGCCGGGCUGUGGCUCGUACGUUGGUUUGCGUGCAGCCAGCAGCAACAGCCUGGUUGAUCAGGCUCUGAUCCACCAGGAGGCCUGGUCACAGACCGGGCCGCGGGGGCGUUGACCCCCGGAACUCUCUCCGGGUAAACUGGUCAGAGCCCGUCAUAAGUGCGAGUCAUCAGUAAAUGAGUGCAUCUUUAAGCAUACUUUUGAGGCUGAAGUGCCAAACCAGUGCUUUCAUGUUUUCUAAAGCAUUUGUUCCACAUGUAAUGUGGAAACUAUACCAAACUGCAAGAGGCCAAAUAGACUUCUGGAUGAUUGGCGACUUUUGUAUUGUCCCAGAGGUCACUGGAUUCAUACUUUCAUCAAGUUCAGCACAGUAGUACUGUCGUACUCAAACUUAAUUCAUUCCAGAAGGCUGUUAGAAUACCAAAAA
Molecule: messenger RNA, 3334 nt
Organism: Cherax quadricarinatus
Lineage: Eukaryota; Metazoa; Arthropoda; Malacostraca; Decapoda; Parastacidae
Source: RefSeq, a predicted model, not a curated record